AUGAGCGAUGAGAAUGGUAUUUAUUGUAUCUGGCUUGAUCUUCAUAUAGGAAUUCUUGGAGAAUAUCAAACUUUCAAAGAGAAAUUUCAAAAGAGUCUUAAACCGAUUAAUGGUUUACCACCGAAUUCUAUUAAUAAUCUUAUAUUAUGUUUCGAGCAAGAAGUCGCUCCGAUUAAGUUUGUUUCGAAUAUAGAUGAUGCUUUGGCUUUGAUUCAAAAUGAAACUGACAAGAGAAUCAUUUUGAUCUCUUCAGGAUCAUUAGGCAAAGAUGCAGUUCCAUUGAUUUAUAAAAAUUAUCCACGUGUUUAUUCUUACUACUUUUUCUGUGCUAAUAUACUUAAUUACCUUGACUGGGCUAUGGACUAUUUACAUUGUUUGAAAAUCUUUGACCAUGAAACUGAUCUGCUGAUUCGUCUAACUCGCGAUAUUUCACAGGAAUUUAUUCGUUUGGGACGUUCAUAUCUAGCAGUAUACGAUGGUGAAAGUGCUCGAAAAUGUUUCGUAACUGCUGAAACACUGGAAACACAUGCUAAUGAUGCAAAUAGCCCGAAUCCUCCAGUUAGAAGGUGUCUCGAAAUGCUUCAAGGUCCAAAUGGUCUCAUUGAAAAGUCGCAGAAUUUAAAAGAUGAUCAAAGAACAGAUGAGACUAUAGCUUUUGUCGAUGAUAUUCAAUUUGUUCUUAUUGAUCUCUCAACAGCUAUGAACUUGACAGUGACAAGUAUUUUACACUUUCUUCAAAUAUUUCUUCCGUCAGAAACAAUAUCCGUGAUUGAUAAUUUAUCAAUCGAUAAAAUCAUUCAGCUUAUCAAGAAGCCUGCAUGUUUAUUCACAAGAAACAAUGAUGUAUUUCAACUAUUAAUACAACGUUUAGGUUCAAACAAUCUAUUAAUUUAUACGAUUGAAGAUGAUACUAAACUAGUCGAUGGAAUAACACGUUAUAGUAACGUCGACGAUCUCGUCGAUAAAUUGGUUGAACUAGUUGUUAAAAAAUAUCAACAACAAGCAGAAACACAUAUGCAUGAAGGACAACGUCAACUAGCUGAUAUUGAAAUCAGAAUGGCUAAUCGUAUAGAGUAUGAAGUGCAGAAAUUAAGAGAAUCAUAA
Molecule: messenger RNA, 1104 nt
Organism: Rotaria sp. Silwood1
Lineage: Eukaryota; Metazoa; Rotifera; Eurotatoria; Philodinida; Philodinidae
Source: the annotation of a GenBank genome assembly